AUGAUGCACCCUGCGCGACAAGCCUAUGUCGAGGAGGCGGCCGAGGAGAUGGACACGGGCAUUGAUCUCGCCAACCUCCCCGUUGACACAGACUAUGAGAUCCCUGCAUCCGCAGCGGGCAUCCCGUCCGAACGGGCAUCUGCCAUCACAGCCCAAUUCGAGCGCAAACGACGCGCCGCCGCCAUGGUGGUGCCCACAGACGAUACCCGCGUGCGCCUACGACUACGAGAGCUUGGCGAGCCCAUUACACUCUUCGGCGAGGGCCCCGUAGAUCGACGAGACCGUCUGCGCGAGCUGUUGACCGAUCUAGCGGAACGACAGGGCGAGGGCGACGUCGAGAUGGAAGAGGCUGAGGAGGAAGAGGAGGUUGAACAACAGGAGGAAUUCUACACAGAGGGCUCAGACGCGCUUCUAGAAGCUCGGAAAGCGAUCGCUCGCUAUUCACUACCGCGGGCGAAGGCGCGAGUAGCACGACUAAAGGAGGAGUCAACGAUCCCGCUGAGGACACACGUUAAGCACCGGAAAGCGGUCAAAGAGAAGCUUGGAGGAUUCGAUCUGUACGGAUCGCAGAUUGCGGGUGACCGGCCAGUCAGCAUUUGUCGAUUUGCACCAGAUGGACAGACCAUCGCUGCUGGAAAUUGGGGCGGCAGCAUCAAGUUGCUGACCGUGCCGAACUUGGAGGAGAAGGCGAACUUGAAGGGACAUAAUGACCGUGUUGGUGGUUUGGCGUGGUUCCCGGGGGCUACACUACCCGAAUCCAACGUUUCACCAUCAAGCGUUAACCUCAUCUCCGGAGGUGGCGAAGGAAAUAUCAACCUUUGGUCACUCGAUUCAGACAAACCUCUAGCCACACUGACUGGACAUUCAGGACGAGUGUGUCGCACCGAGUUCCACCCGUCAGGACGGUAUGCGGCGUCUGCCUCUUUCGAUACGACGUGGCGUCUGUGGGACGUCGAGACCACCACGGAACUGCUCUUGCAAGAAGGCCAUUCACGAGAGGUCUAUACCGUAUCCUUUAACAACGACGGAUCUCUCCUUGCCAGUGGAGGUCUGGACAGCAUCGGUCGAAUUUGGGAUCUACGGACAGGCCGCACGGUAAUGAUUCUGGAGGGCCACGUCCGCGAAAUUUUCGGCAUGGACUGGGGCGUGGACGGAUACCGUGUGCUUUCCGGGUCUGGCGAUGGAUGGGUCAAGUGCUGGGAUCUGCGACAAGUACGAAAUACCGGCGGCAUUGGCGCACACAAGAGUGUGGUAUCGGAUCUUCGCUGGUACAAGGGUGCUGAAUCAGCAUCAUUCUUGCCCUCUACCGAUGGCCAGAUGGAGGUUGAUGGUACUCCAGCACCGAACGGCGAUGCUGGUAUUCGACCUAAGAAGUCUGGUACUUUCUUCGUGUCGAGUGGUUUUGACAAGAACGUCAAUAUCUUCAGUGCUGAUGACUGGUCGUUGGUGAAGACGUUGAGUGGGCACUCGGGUAAUGUCCUCAGUACGGAUGUUAGUGGUGAUGCGCAGUGGAUUGCCAGUUGUGGUCAUGAUCGUACUGUGAAGCUCUGGGGUAUUGAAGGGUAG
Molecule: messenger RNA, 1566 nt
Organism: Penicillium cataractarum
Lineage: Eukaryota; Fungi; Ascomycota; Eurotiomycetes; Eurotiales; Aspergillaceae
Product: putative pre-mRNA splicing factor
Exons: 3
Coding region: 1-1566 (521 amino acids)
Biological process (GO): mRNA splicing, via spliceosome
Cellular component (GO): U4/U6 x U5 tri-snRNP complex
Molecular function (GO): U4 snRNA binding; U6 snRNA binding; protein binding
Source: RefSeq, a predicted model, not a curated record